CCAGACAACAAAAGGGGAAGGCCUUCCUCACAAUCUCAUAUAAUCCUCAUUCGCAUUUCCUCCGCUGAGAUACAAAACCCACCCCCUCACCCUCAUCUCUCUCCAAUUUCUUCCAUCAAAACCUAUAAAAGAACGUCUUUUUUGAAAAUUCCUACCCCCAUUUCCCAAGUUUCCCGCGAAUUCUCUCCGAUUUCAAUUUCUCAACUUUUCAUUUUCUUUCCCGAUUAUUGUCGAAACCCUAGAUUAUUGAAAGCUCAGAAAUUGUGGAAAAAGGAGGUUGUGCAGAUCUGAUUGAGGACGAUCAAUAGACCAAUUGCUUGGAACCCAGAAGAAAAUUUAAAGAAUUAAACUUUGAUUUGAUAUAUUUCUUUACCGUAAAGUAGUAUUUUUGGAAAAUCGACAAAGCCUUGAAGUGGGAUACUGGGAAUGGGGGAUCAAGGUGGAUUAGAAGAGAGCCAACCUGUGGAUCUUUCCAUUCACCCCUCUGGCAUUGUUCCCACUCUUCAGAAUAUCGUAUCUACAGUUAACUUGGAUUGUAAAUUGGAUCUUAAGCAAAUUGCGUUGCAAGCUCGAAAUGCAGAGUACAACCCCAAGCGUUUUGCUGCUGUAAUUAUGAGAAUAAGGGAGCCUAAAACUACAGCUUUGAUUUUUGCCUCUGGGAAGAUGGUAUGCACUGGUGCAAAAAGUGAACAGCAAUCAAAACUGGCAGCGAGGAAGGUAUCUGUUGAAUGCUUACAGAUUGGUAUUAACAUAGCAAAAAACAUAGUGAUAUAUUAUGCCCGAAUCAUCCAGAAGCUUGGGUUUAAUGCUAAGUUCAAGGAUUUCAAGAUUCAAAAUAUUGUUGGCUCCUGUGAUGUUAAAUUCCCGAUAAGACUUGAGGGUCUUGCAUACUCCCAUGGUGCCUUUUCAAGUUAUGAGCCAGAGCUUUUCCCGGGGCUGAUAUAUCGAAUGAAGCAGCCGAAGAUUGUUCUUCUUAUAUUUGUGUCAGGGAAAAUUGUUAUUACGGGUGCAAAGGUGAGGGAUGACACAUACAAGGCCUUUGAAAACAUAUACCCUGUCCUUACAGAGUUCAGGAAGGUCCAGCAAUGAUCCUGCGUAUACCAGACGGCGUGAGCAUUUACUGGCUGGCAGACACAUCUGAAUGUAGCUUGUGGUGCUGUCGUAGGCAUGCCUCCUGCUGCUGCUGGUGAAAGAUAUUUUUGGUUAGUUCUGGUUUGGUGGCGAAGGGGGGGGGGUUAGCACUUAGCACUAAGGUGUGAAUAUGUAACAGGAAUAGCAAGCUUUGUUGUUGUUGGUAACUUGGUGCGGCAAGAUGAUGCGCCAGGGCAGGGUUGAUGGGAUUGUGGAUGUUGGAGAAAGUUAUAAAUAAAAACGGUUGCAGUUUUGAGUU
This is a messenger RNA of Malus domestica (apple), 1390 nucleotides long. RefSeq names its product TATA-box-binding protein 1. Gene Ontology annotation, molecular function: DNA binding; RNA polymerase II general transcription initiation factor activity. Gene Ontology annotation, biological process: DNA-templated transcription initiation. The record is from RefSeq and is a predicted model, not a curated record. NCBI's taxonomy places the organism in Eukaryota, Viridiplantae, Streptophyta, Magnoliopsida, Rosales, Rosaceae.